Microplitis mediator is the source of this 4132-nucleotide messenger RNA. RefSeq names its product glycogen synthase kinase-3 beta-like. Lineage: Eukaryota; Metazoa; Arthropoda; Insecta; Hymenoptera; Braconidae. Gene Ontology annotation, cellular component: nucleus; cytoplasm; cytosol. Gene Ontology annotation, molecular function: protein serine/threonine kinase activity; ATP binding. The transcript has 9 exons. The record is from RefSeq and is a predicted model, not a curated record. Gene Ontology annotation, biological process: protein phosphorylation; signal transduction; negative regulation of canonical Wnt signaling pathway. The coding region runs from base 2179 to 3507 and encodes 442 amino acids.
CUGAGAAGGCUUCGAAAAAUCGGUGACUGUAGUGUGUGGUGUUCCCGAGGACUAGAAUAAAGACAUAUAAAUAACGACGAGGAGUUUUAAUACCGCGUUUAAAUAACGCGGCCAAUACGUCCAUUAAUUGUGUAACGACUUACUACAUAUAUAUUUAAAUAAUAAUAAUAAUAUUAAUAUAUAAAAAUAUAAUUGACAGUGUGAAUGACAAAAACGGUCGUGACGCCGCCCACACGUCGUCGUCGUCGUCGUUAACGCGAGCUUGGCUUUCGUCGUCGCCCCCGCGGGAAAAUGGUCUGCACGACGACUAAUUAUUAAGUUUUAACUGAUGAUAAUAUUUUAUUUUAAAUAAUAAUUAUUAUUAUUUUAAUAAUUAUUAUUAAUAUUUAUUACAGAAUUAAUAUUAACCCCAAAAUGAUAAUCAUAAAACAAUUAUUUCUCUAUCAGUGAGUACCGUUUAGUUUGACAAUUAUAAUACGAGAUUUAACGUGACGUGAAAGACGAGCGGAAGAGAGUGCGAGUGGUGUUGAGGUAGGAGAGUAAGUCUCCAAUCGUGCGUAAGCUAGUGAUAGAGAGAGAUAUCAUAUACUUAUACAGUUAAAAAACUGGUGUUUAAAAAUUUAACAGAUAAAAAUUUGAAAAUUUUAAGUCAAUGUGAAAAAAUUGAGUGGGAAAUUUUAUAUGGUACUCGGAAUGGAGUAAAAAAACGGUUAUCAUGUCAAUUUAGGUGCAACGUCGUAGUACAUUAAUUUGAAAAUAAGUAAAAUCGAAAAACCGAAGUAGUGUAUUGCGUUACUUCGAGAGAAAGAAGUAGGGAAAAGGUGCGACGUGGGCGAUCAGAAUUGAGUACGUCUGUAUAAUCUUUUUGAUACAGUCUAUUAGAACACGACAGUUGUAUUGAGUUAACGCACCAUCAUAGUCACGGUUAAGUGUUUCAGUGCCCUAGAAUUCUAAUGUAUCGGAGAAAUUUUUAGAGGAAAAAUAAAAGAGAAAAUAAAAAAAGAAAAAAAAAAGUUGAGGAAAAGCAGAAGAAGAAGAAGAAGAAGGCAAUCUUCAUUGAGUGUGUGUGGCUAUAUAAUUGUCGUCGUUAUCAUCGUAUAGUAGGUUGUCCGUGCGCGGCGCGUUACUAUAAACCAUUCUAAAAACGUUGAUUCAUUCUGCUGGUCUUCUUUUUGGUAUCUACUGCAGCACCCUCUUGCCCGCUGGUUCUCUAUGUAUGUGUAGUUUCUUGAUUAUUAGCAAGUGCGCUGUACCGCGGUUUAUUAUUUUUAUCGUUGUCAAGUACCGAUGAUUAUAAAAAACGUACGACAACGAAAACAACCACGACAGAAAUUAAAUAUACAAUAAAAAAAAUUUUUGGUAUCUGCAAGGAAAUUUAAUUUUAAAAAUAUUAUUUUUAAAGACUAUCAGGACGAGUGCUACGAGGAUAAAAAAACCAGAGGUAUUUUUGCCUCAGUACUGUAAGACUAGAUUAUCAAUAAUAACCAGCAGGUACAACAGAAACUGAUCGCGGAAAUACAAAUCCUCAAUUGCAGAGAAAAGUAAUUUUAUUUUAUUGUUUUAAAAUUAGUUAAAAAUAAAGAUUUAGUAAAUUUAUAGUUUCUGUGUUUAGGAGUUGACGUUAUAUUUAAUUCGUCGUUGCUGUUUUACGUACGACUAAAUUAACUGAAGUACUACUCUACCGAUUGAGUAAAGAAGAGCGUGUCAACGGAGAGACAGAGGCUAUAUCAUAAUAAUAAUUUUCAUCAGCAGUUAUCAUUGGUAAAAUAGCUGAUGGGUACGCGAUGUGAUAUUGGCUGUCAUUGAUGUACGUGAUAUUUAAUACAACAAGUUGGAUUAAUAAUUAUUAUUGUAAUAAUAAUAAUAACGAUAAUAGUAACAAUAAUACUAUUAAAAUUACUACGAAAGAGUUUGAAUCAUUAACAUCAAAAGUUAAAGAACUAGUGUUGUGUUUUUUAAUAAAAUUGUCAUUGUCAAGAGGAAGAUAUCACAGGUCGUACGAAUUUGAUUUAGUAAAAGCGGAAGAGACAAAGGUGGAGGUGGUGGGUUGCAAUUCAGAAUGAGCGGCCGUCCAAGGACCACCUCUUUUGCUGAGGGGACUAAACCCCCCGCGAAUCCGCCCCUGGGCGGCAUGAAGAUCAGCACACUGUAGCGUUUUCGUAUUUUUCGCUUGUUUCUAUGGGUGGUGCAAUGUGCAAUUCAGGCAAGGAUGGCAGUAAAGUGACCACUGUGGUAGCAACACCUGGUGCUGGUCCAGAUCAUCCACAGGAGGUAUCAUACACUGACACUAAAGUUAUUGGCAAUGGGAGUUUUGGAGUCGUAUAUCAGGCUAAACUCUGCGACAAUGGUGAAAUGGUAGCAAUCAAGAAAGUACUUCAAGAUAAAAGGUUCAAGAAUAGAGAACUCCAAAUAAUGCGACGACUGGAGCAUUGUAAUAUUGUUAAACUUAAAUAUUUCUUCUACUCUAGUGGUGAUAAGAACGUCUUAAACUCAACUAAUCCAGUUUUUCAUGUGUCCAAGGAUGAAGUUUAUCUCAAUCUUGUGCUGGAAUAUAUACCGGAAACAGUGUAUAAAGUUGCGCGGCAUUACAGCAAGAGUAAACAAACGAUACCUAUGAGUUUCAUUAAGCUUUAUAUGUAUCAACUGUUCCGAUCGUUGGCAUAUAUUCAUUCAUUAGGAAUUUGUCACAGAGACAUUAAACCACAAAAUUUACUACUUGAUCCAGAGAGUGGUGUAUUAAAACUCUGUGACUUUGGUUCAGCAAAACAUCUCAUUAGAGGAGAGCCUAACGUGUCUUACAUCUGUAGUCGUUAUUAUCGAGCACCAGAACUCAUUUUUGGCGCUAUCGAUUAUACUACAAAAAUCGAUGUAUGGAGUGCUGGUUGUGUAUUAGCAGAAUUAUUACUCGGUCAACCAAUAUUUCCAGGUGACAGUGGUGUUGAUCAGCUUGUGGAAAUAAUUAAAGUUCUCGGUACACCGACACGCGAUCAAAUUCGUGAAAUGAAUCCGAAUUACACAGAAUUCAAGUUUCCACAGAUUAAAUCACAUCCUUGGCAAAAGUUCAUGCUCCAACGAAUGAGCGCUCCAAAGUGUACGACAAAGCAUCAAAAAAUUAGAGUAUUCCGAGCACGUACACCACCAGAAGCAAUGGAUUUAGUAUCUCGACUUCUUGAAUACACACCACCAUUACGAAUAACACCACUAGCUGCAUGUGCUCAUCAGUUCUUCAAUGAAUUACGAGAGCAAGGAACAUCAUUGCCAAAUGGCCGUGAAUUACCACCUUUAUUUAAUUUUACUGAACAUGAAUUACGAAUUCAACCAAAUUUAAAUUCACAAUUAAUACCUAAAUAUAUGCGAUCGUCGGAAACGAGUACCGAUGGUGGACAGCCAGCCGAAACUACGACAACCACUGCAUCUGCUAGUGGUAAUUCAACUGAUAGUAAUGUUAACACAACAACACCUUCCGUCACACAAAAUUCAGAUGCUAAUCAAUCGACCAUGGCUUGAAUAAAAGCUAACUAAAACAUUAAAUAAAUAAAUAAUAAAUUUAAAAAUAAAAAUAAAUAAAAAAAUUAUUUUUCAUCGUUACGACUUUGGAGAUUUAUCAUUUAGAAAGAAAAAAGAAAAAAAAAAGUACACAUCCUUAUUGAACGGAUAAAUCAAUAAAAUUUAUUAUUUAUUAUAUCUCAUAGACUGUGAGAUAUGGAUGCCCCGUUGUAAAUUGAACUCAAUUCAAACUAUAAAUGAUUUAAAACUGAUGUAAAAUUACUUUUAUUUACAUUUGAGACUUUUAUUAUUACAAAGGUAUAUCUAUAUCUAAAAUCUUUUUUUUUUUUUUUUUAAAUAAUUAGUUAUAGUAAAAUGAGCAAUUACUUAAUUCACGUAGCAAUUAAUUUAAAGUAAUUAUUACAUCAGUUUUAUCAAGUGGAUUGAAUUCAGUGUAUAUAUAAUAGGAAGAACUGGUAUGAGGCCUCUUAAAAAAAGGGUUUAUAUAUGCAAAUAUAAUACUUGGUUAAAGAGAGAUGUGUUAACGUAAAUAAUGUGGUGGUAGUACGUUAGAAUCGUUUGCGUCGUCUUUUUAUCGAGUUUUGUUUGGACAAUUUAAAUAAAAAGUAAAUUAAUUUAAAAAAAA